GGGGAGGCCGACCAGUUUUCUGGGCGGAGACACAUACCUGACUGAUCCCAGAAGAACGAGGAAACUCGAAUGCAUUGUACUUACACGGUCACUUACAGACAAAAUUCCGUCAAUAUUCUAAGGUUGCACAACUGAAUCACGCGGCGGUGGGCGUAAAUGGGGAGCAAAUUUUAAAAUAUUUCAACAAGAGUUCAUUUACAGUUGUUUCUAUGCACCAACGAUGCUGAUUGCCAAAGUCUGCACAGUUCUAACCCUCCCUUCAUGUGGGGCAACUGCAUGAAGAGCUUUUCACUGUGUCCCGAAGGUGAGAGAAGGACAUCCGGCCAGAGAAUGAGAGCUGAGACAUAUUCUCUCUGAUUUUGCGUGCCAGUGGGGAGGAUCAAGUGUCUUUGCGUCAUUUUAUUUUAAAUUAUGAAAUCUGGUAAAACAAAAAAAAGGUGUAAAUACGUGCAUUUGGUUUCCGGUUUGUGUGAAGCUUUUUGAAGUGUCCUUUCCCAUCUAGAAGCGUUGUCGUUCCGGGCAGAGGAGAUUCAGUGGCAACUCUGCGGUUUAUUAAAUCUACAGCUGAUAAACAGGAAGUUGUUUCGGUCAGAGAACGAAAGGAUUAUUCAUUUACCUGUCACCUGGAACAUCACCAGUACAAGUUCUUCACCUUGAAACGAUUUAAAUCAGUGUGACUCGCGUUGCCUUUGAAAAAGCCCAACGAGCGCCUGAGAGUUCAUUGCUCAGUACCUCCCACAUACCUUUCUGUGACAGCCUAGAAAUGCACCAUUGUCGCAGUUUUCACAACGAUCCGAUUGAAGUCAUUUGACAAUUAACCUCAUUCACGGAGGCUGAGACGUAAAGAGAAACACAAAUUAUAAAUCGUUCAACAGGCUUCUCUUUGGACCAGCUGAACUAGCUUCACUGAAGAUGAGGCGGAACUUGAAAGUCAAGGUAUACAUUCCACACUGCAGUGCUGCAAGUUAAAGGAUAAGAACAAUUUAGGCUCAAAGACUGAAGAAGGAAACAUUCGAACAUACCGGAUGAAUGAUAAAAGAAGACUUCAAGAACAAUGUGACAGGUUAAUUAAUGAAAAUAUUGGAGAAUAAGACAGUUGCCUCUCUAUCUUUUAACUAUAUCAGAAAUUCAUGACCUAAAGACACAAGUUAGACUCCACUAAGUUUGGCUUAAUGAGGAGGUGACUUGUAAAUCAAAUUCUCACAGGCAUUUAUGCAAACAGCCACUUAUGUCCUAUCAAGGGAGCAAGCAUCAUCAAUAUCAGUAUGUUUUCUAAUGUUAAUGGCUAAUUAUAAAUACCACUAAUGCAGAAAAUAAAAAGCCAACAAUCUCAUGGGCCCAAUACUGUUUGUAUUGCAAAUAAAAAACAACGUAAGACAGAUGUUGUGGAAUCAGCUAAAGAGGAAAGCAGAACAAAGGGCCAGAACAAUAGCUUGGAACUGUUACCAGGAACUGCGACAUACACAGAUCUGCUCAGUGGCAGGGUGCUGAACUGUAACAUGCACCUAAACAGUACUAAUUCACAGGAGACGGUUGAGUGCGAAACUGACAUAAAGCACAUUGAUGGGAUUGAGGAAUGUUAUGCGAGUACAGCCACUGCAGUAGCUCCAGGGAAACUGUCACCUUUUGUAUCACUUAGCUCUUCAGGUCACUGCUCCAAACUACAGAGGCUGUCUAUUGAAUCACAUGAAGAAUCUACACAUGAAGAUAAAAUGGAAACAGAUAAGUGGGAGCAUCAGUCUGAAUCAGAGUCAUUGGGCCUCAACACAGGUUGUGGAGAACAUUCUCUGGGAUCACCUGUGGAACAAGAAUUUCCUAAAGACGUGACAUUGUCAUAUUGUGUUAUAAGACAAAAAUCUGGAGUUUGCGAUUCUGAGCUUCAGGAGAGCGCAAGAAGGAGACUAUGCAUUCUAGAGAGUGAAAACAAGGAUAUUGUAGCAUUGUUUAAUGAAUUGUCAGCAAGACUAUUAUCCAUUCUCGCAGAAAAGGAUCGCUUUAUUCUCACCUUUAAAACUGUGGAAGAAAUAUGGAAAUUUACAACUUAUCUUUCCCUAGGAUUUGUUGGACGAUGUUUGGAGAAUUUGUUGUUCGAUCAACAUUUCUGGUUGAAUGUUUCUGUUGUGGAAGAUGUAAAGAUUCAAGUUGAAGUGAAUGAAGCUGAUUUAUCAAUGAUGUAUUUGGAUCUUCUAUUACAGGAAGGGCCAUUCUUCACCAGAAUCCUAUCAAACAUUCUUAAGAAUGAAGAGGAAGACGUGAGCAUCUGCAAGGAUGAUCUCAUCAUGCUCAAAGAUAUUGGAAAGAACUUAAAAUGGGAAGCAACGUCGCUUUCGACCAAUGAAACAGGCCUUCUUCCAGUAUCUGCACCACAGGCUCUUCUCUACCCUUUUUACCAAUGGUUCUUAAAGGUCAGAGCAGGAAACUUUAAUGGAUGUAAGGAAACUAAACAGCAGCAUUUUGCUCAAUCAAUUGGUACUGGUACUUGUAUUGCAACUGUGGAUUGCAAGGAGGGUGAGGCGGAUGAACUGCAUUUCGUUAAAGGAGAAAAAAUUCAGAUAAUUGGCUUCCUUCUUUCUAACCUGCAGUGGGCUUUGGGAAAGUCUUUAAAUUCUGGAGAAACUGGGUUUGUCCAAAUAAGACACAUGCAACCUGACCAAUUCAAAACGCUGGAUGCUCAUCUCUUGUUCUUAAGUGAUGAAGAAAAAUCAUCUCUGAUUACCUUUAAAAAAUCUGAUGAUCAACAGAUGAAUCUCCUGAAAACACUCUGCCAAAGCAACAUCAAUGCAGUUUAUCGUUUAGAUAAUUGUAAAUUGCAAGAGAUAAAGUCAGACAGUGAACAGCGAGAUUGCCUUCAUUUGACAUCUGCAAACCAUCUCCCUUCUGGACUAGCUGGACUUGUUUGUGGAAGGAACUUUCCUGAGAUAAAUUCUUCUAAAUCUAAGGAAUUUCAAGAAUUUGUUCCAGAACCAGAUCAACUUGAUCAACCGAAGUUCUGGAUAGAUCUUAAUCAAGGAUGCCUCGAUGAUCCUGCAACAUUUGACCCUUUAAUACUAUACCUAAACCAAGAAGAAUAUAUCGUGCAAUUCAAACAAUUCUAUGAUUUGUCCUUUUCCUUUGUAGGGUCUACUUUAUAUGGGGUAACUGAAGAAAAAGAAAUUUUACAGUAUUUGGAAAUGGCAAGAGAGAUAGCCAAAAGAUACAACAAACAUUGGGCUUACUCCAGAAUCUGUUUCCUUUUAGGAAGACUUUGCGCUAAAAGAUUCAGGUUCUCCCAGGCCAGAGUUUACUUUGAAGAAGCAAUGACUCUGGUGCACGGCACAUUUUCUGACUUGUAUCUAUUGACUGCAUUGUACGUCAAUUUGGCUUCUGUGUACUUGAAGCUAAAAAUGAAAGAGAAAUCUCAUAACCUUGCUGAAAAGUCUGCAACUCUUCUCUUGUGCAUCCCAUGCCAUAUGUUUAGCUCGGAGAAUGAGUUAGAGGUACUUAACAUUAUACUUAAAAAAGCAAUGAUUGCUGAUGAUUAUCUCCUGGAGGCACGUGUCUGUUUCCUGAUUUCAAAACUUUUUUUGGAAAUUGGAAAGUCUGAAGAAAUGUUGCCAUUUGCUGAACAUUUGCAGUUUCUUUCAAAUAAUUUUGGUUCAAAAAGCAAUAUAGUCCCAGUAAAUGUGUAUUUAAUUUUAAGCUCGAUGUAUAAUAAAAAAUGCUUACCAGAACUUGCGCUAGCAGCAUUAAGACUUGCUCAAACCAGCUCCAACAACACCUUGUUUGGUUCUUUGCAGAAAGCUGAUCUGGUCAUGGAAAUUGUCUCAAAAUUAAACUAUCCAGGAUAUUGUCAUUGUGAAAUACCAACUCAAGCUGCUUUUUACCUUCAAAAGGCUUCAAGUUUCUCAACUGGUGUGACCAAUACAAUUAUUCAGAGAGACUUGUAUUUUGCUUUGGCUAAUUUACACCUGCAAUACAAGUCAUACGAAAAGGCAAUUGAUUUCAUGACAAAAUCUGCAGAUGUAGCAAAAUGCAUUGGUGAUGGGGGAGCUUUCAGAAUCUCUCUUUUUCUUGCCUGGUUGUAUCUUUUAAAUAAUCAGCCUGCUGUGGCAUCAGAAAUGUUGAAUUCCCUUCUGGAAUUUUCACUUCAGACACAUGGUCCUAUUGAGAGAGGAGUUGUUCAUAACAUGUUGGCCAUAUCUUUGAGAAAAAAAGGCAUGCUGAAGGAAGCUUUGGAAAACUGCCUGUGUGCAAUAAUGGCUGCAGAAGAGACUGGUAUAAAACAUAACCAAGCUAUCGCUCAUGCUAACUUUGGAUCUCUGACUCUGUGCUGUAAACAUUUAACACUGCCAGAACGCUACCUCAGGAAUUCUCUGAAUAUAUAUUUGGAAAUGCAAGACUGCAGCUGGGAGUCGGAUUGUGUGCAAGUCCUUCUUUGUUUAGGGCAAUACUACGUGGACAGAGGCUUGAGGGAAGACGGGAGACUGAAUUAUGAACUAGCACUUCUCAUUGCCAUGAAAAGCAAUAAUAUUUGUAGCCAAGUUCAGGCCCUUGAACAACUCUGCAGUUUCUAUGAGAACAUUUUACAUGACAAACAGCAAUGUAGAAUAUAUUAUGAGCACUGGCUAAUGCUUUCUCAAAAGUUAAAGGACAAGGAACAAGAGAUGAAAAUGUUGAACAUCCUAAGCCACCUUCACCUGUCUUUUAACACACAGAGUUCCUACAGAUUGUCAUUAGACUAUACCAAACAGAACCUGAGGAAUUUUAUUGACCUAGGAAUGCAUUUCAAGGCAGCAGAGGCAUGGCUGUUGGCUGGAAAACUCUAUUACCUGAUGGAAAAAUAUGAACUUGUUGAGCUGUACUUUCAGGCAGCUAUACAAACAGCACAGCAAACGGAGAAUUUGCACUUUAUACUGAAAAUCAAUGAAGCAGCGGGGGAUAUGUUUUACAAUGGGCCUAGGGAGCGAGAGAAAGCAACAUCGUUUUAUAGGGCUGGGGCAGUACCUCUGGCUAGGAUGACGGGAGAUACUGAUGCAGAGCUCAGACUUCUUAAUAAAUUAACUGAGCUUAAUAUUAUGCUGAGCCAUUUAGAACAAGCCCUAGAAUAUGCGAUUGCAGCUGUAAGACUCAGCAUAAAUACUGGGAGCCAACUGAAGGAACAAAUUGCUUUUUAUCGACUAGCUACAGUGUACUACUUAUGCCAGCAAUAUGAGAUGGCUGAGAACUAUUACUUGAAGGCGUUAUCACUCAGUCCCUGCUUAUUGCAAUCUCGUGAAGAAGCAACGUACUACAUGAAGGUUUACUUGAGACUAGGUGACAUUACACUCCACAAACUCAAGGAUGCACAUGAUGCCGCUGGCUACUUCCAUUUGGCUUUUGCUGCAGCUACUGAAAUAGGGAACAAGCAAGAUUUGUUUAAUAUUUGCACCAGGCUUGCCAACAUUUACAAGAACUACAUUGUGAAUGAAGAUCUGUAUUUGCAGUUUGUUCAGCAAGCAAAGGCUCUUAGCACUGAUACAAUGAUGCAAACAGUGAAAAAUGUAGAGUUUUAUAAUAUUUGAAACAUAUGCUGAAUCUAUCAUUACCUAACAGUAAUGUGAACACAGUAUUUUUAUAUUAAAAAUUUUAUCUAACGAAAUAAAGUUUUGUUUAUAUUUUUAUAUCAUAAGAUAGGCAAUUGUUGGAAUACUACUUUUAAUUGAUAACAUUAUCAUGCCAGAAGAUUGUACUAUUAUUAUAAUGUCAUUUUCAUAAUGCCAAAUGCAGAAUUGAUGUACUUUACAAUGAUAACCAAUAAAUUUGAACAAUAUGCUAAUUAUUGUCUCUGAAUUUCACAAAAGAUUUGAUUUCAGUUGCACAACAAAUUGUAUUUCAGGCCAGUAACUGUGCAGGUAUUAACAAGGCAGCCUGUUGUAUUGUUUCUCACAAUUAGUAUGUCAUUACACCUUUAAGUGACAUGCUGACAUCAUCAUCGCUGUAACGUAGCACAUGGCUUGAGUGUAUAAAGAUCUCAGACCCAAUCUUAAAUAGGGCCCACUUGAUGAAUGACAUGCUGAUGGAAGUACAGUGCUCUUUGUAGCUGAACAGCUGAAUAUUAGCCCAGCUAUGGAUAUGUCUUUGAAUAUAACACUGUAUACUUUAAUGAACUGUAAUAAA
Stegostoma tigrinum is the source of this 6135-nucleotide messenger RNA. It is a transcript of the gene sh3tc2, whose product is annotated as SH3 domain and tetratricopeptide repeats 2. Gene Ontology annotation, cellular component: recycling endosome. The record is from RefSeq and is a predicted model, not a curated record. Lineage: Eukaryota; Metazoa; Chordata; Chondrichthyes; Orectolobiformes; Stegostomatidae. Gene Ontology annotation, molecular function: protein binding. Gene Ontology annotation, biological process: regulation of ERBB signaling pathway; regulation of intracellular protein transport. The transcript has 19 exons. The coding region runs from base 1305 to 5540 and encodes 1411 amino acids.